AUGCCAGUGGCCCUUAAUGUAGAUGGGAAGUCAAGGAGUGGUGGAGUUGUUGAUGUUGAUGUAAGAGAGGUGAACAUCGGAGAGACCAUGGAUGUCGGUGAAAUAAGGAUCCAAGAAGGCGAUGGUGAGGUAGCCCAGAUGGCGUACAUUAAAAGUGGGGCAACCCAGGCAUCGAGGGCUGAAGGAAAUGGGACCCAAGCAUUGGGCAUUGAAGUUGGGGCGUCGCAGUUCAUGAACGCCGAAAUGGAAGCGCAAGGGGUGCCGAUGGCGGGCGGCUCUGCUAUUCGCGGAGGGACCUUUUUGAGGGAGGAUGAGGCACUAGGGGCGUCGUUUGGCGAGGAGCUAAUAGGCAUGAGGGCGAGCACGGAGGAACAUGCACCAGGGGCACCGCUUGGUGAGGUGCUAGAGGCACCGCUGGGCACUAAGUAUGAUCAGGCAGGCACGCCAUGUGCCGGGUGUGGUCUUUCAGGGUUGGGCUUAAUUGGGCUAUUGUCAUUGGGCAAGCCUGAUGUGGUAGAG
Ilex paraguariensis (yerba mate) is the source of this 519-nucleotide messenger RNA. The record is from the annotation of a GenBank genome assembly. NCBI's taxonomy places the organism in Eukaryota, Viridiplantae, Streptophyta, Magnoliopsida, Aquifoliales, Aquifoliaceae.